AUGAUGGCAGGCAAUAACCAGAUUUGCAUCCAACGUUGGACAACCAUGAAUGUGGCCAAGUGGCUGAAAGAAGAAGGCUUCUGUGAAUACGUGGAUGUUUUGUGCAAUAGACACAGGCUAGAUGGAAUUACACUACUGACACUUACAGAGUAUGAUUUACGAUCCCCUCCCUUGGAAAUCAAAAUCCUGGGAGAUAUCAAAAGACUCAUGUUGUCCAUACGAAAACUACAGAAGCAACAUAUUGAUGUCCUAGAAGAGCUGGGCUACAACAGUGAUAGUCAUGUUGGCACAGUGUGCCCAAGUAUUGGUUCACUGCAGAGUACAGAUUGGUUUUGUAAUGGUGAAGUACCUCGGGACUAUGAUGGACCAAUUAAUGACUUGAAUGGUGAUCAAUAUCAAUAUACAAAUGGCAAAAACAAACACUCUGCUCGAAGACUGGACCCAGAGUAUUGGAAGACAAUUCUAAGUUGUGUUUAUGUUUUCAUAGUGUUUGGCUUUACAUCAUUCGUUAUGGUUAUAGUACAUGAGCGAGUACCUGACAUGCAAACAUAUCCUCCUCUACCAGACAUAUUUCUAGAUAGUGUCCCUAGAAUACCAUGGGCUUUUGCUAUGACUGAAGUAUGUGGUGUAAUUCUUUGCUACAUUUGGUUAUUGGUUCUUCUGCUUCACAAACACAGGUCUAUACUUCUGCGAAGGCUGUGCAGCCUCAUGGGGACGGUGUUCUUACUACGUUGCGUUACAAUGUUUGUUACCUCGCUCUCUGUGCCGGGACAACACCUGCAGUGUACUGGAAAGUUGUAUGGCAAUGUUUGGGCAAAACUCCAGCGGGCUUUUGCAAUAUGGAGUGGCUUUGGAAUGACUCUGACUGGAGUACAUACAUGUGGAGACUAUAUGUUCAGUGGCCACACUGUUGUCCUGACCAUGCUCAACUUCUUUGUCACAGAAUAUACACCAAGGAGCUGGAACUUCUUGCACACCUUGUCGUGGGUCCUGAAUCUCUUUGGAAUCUUCUUCAUUUUGGCUGCACAUGAACAUUAUUCUAUAGAUGUCUUCAUUGCCUUUUACAUCACUACAAGACUCUUUUUGUAUUACCAUACACUGGCUAAUACUAGAGCAUAUCAACAGAGUAGGAGAGCAAGAAUCUGGUUUCCAAUGUUUUCUUUUUUUGAAUGCAACGUUAAUGGUACUGUUCCCAAUGAGUAUUGCUGGCCCUUUUCAAAACCUACUAUACUCAAAAGAUUGAUUGGAUGAAGAGUAUGUGGUUCCAUCCAGAUUUUUAUGAAGAGUUGCAACUAAGAUCCUACAAGGCUAGCUGGGGGAUAAUGCAAAGUAACAUUUUUUCACUCUGAUCUCCUCUUCCUUGUUUGGUUUCUUAGAUUCUUAGCCAUAAAAUGGGGUUCCCAUACUUCACAGGAAUAUGUUUUGAGUUUCCAUUGCUAAAAUAGAAAACAAUGCAGGGGCUAGUAAAGGGUAUCAGGGAACCAUGAAUGAAAAGCAGAAAGCUGUUACCCGUAGUAAGGUUCUAUGUGAAUGUUUCUGUAAGUUUAACCUCAAGUACGUGUUUGUUCAGAAUAGAUUUAUACACUUUACAGGUCCAAAUCUCCAUUACUUAAUAUGCUAGCCUGACUAAAAAAUUAGAAAUUUAUGAAGACUUUCUUUUAAAACAGUCAUAGAUGUAAUUUUCAAAACAAUCUCUGUGUAAGCUUAACAAUUGAGGAGUACUGUGUCAUAAUGAAGAAAGCAGUAUAGUUCCUUGCCAAAAGGACCUCUGAACUGCUAAAUAACAAGUCUUAAAGUAUAAUUGACAGUAUAAAUGGUCUGCAUACAGGUUGCCAAAAGUGAAAGUCUGUCUUGUGGCUAUGCAAUGAUGUUUGUUUUUGUUUUUUUUUUUUUAAAUGAGAGCUU
Indicator indicator is the source of this 1905-nucleotide messenger RNA. RefSeq names its product sterile alpha motif domain containing 8 (gene SAMD8). The record is from RefSeq and is a predicted model, not a curated record. Gene Ontology annotation, cellular component: Golgi membrane; endoplasmic reticulum membrane. The transcript has 5 exons. Gene Ontology annotation, molecular function: ceramide cholinephosphotransferase activity; protein binding; sphingomyelin synthase activity. Gene Ontology annotation, biological process: ceramide biosynthetic process. Lineage: Eukaryota; Metazoa; Chordata; Aves; Piciformes; Indicatoridae. The coding region runs from base 1 to 1251 and encodes 416 amino acids.